AGCGAUGCCACAUCAGAUCACCCUCCUCCUCCUGCUGCUGCUGCACGUGGCUCUGAUGCUGCACAGCCUGCCGGCAGAAGCGGUGCGCGUCCGCAAGAAGGUCCCCAGGACCCGGUCCUGCCUGGACCUGCCGGAGGAGAUCCUGGAGCAGAUGUUCGGGCGCCUCUCGGUGGGCGUGAUGAGCGCCUUUCACCACGCGCUGCAGCUGGAGCCGCGGGACAAACUCAACCUGACCUGCCCGACGGCGGCACGAGACGCGGCCGACGGCAAGGCCCGCCUGCCCGUCAACCUGCUCAGCAUCUCCCCUUGGGCCUACAGGAUCUCCUACGACCCGGCCCGGUACCCCCGCUACAUCCCGGAGGCCUACUGCCUGUGCCAGGGCUGCCUGGCCGGGCCGCACGGCGAGGACCGCCGGCGGCUCCGCAGCACGCCGGUCUUCGCUCCCUCCGUCGUCCUGAGGAGGACCGGCUCCUGCGCCGGGGGCCGACACUCCUACGCCGAGGUCUACGUCUCCAUCCCGGUGGGGUGCACCUGCGUGCCGCGGCUGGAGAAGGACCCGGACGGCCGGGCCGCAAACCAGAGCCUGGACCGGGCGCCGCCCAAGGCUUCUGUCCGGGGGGAAGAAAGUAUGAAGCCCUGCUCCAGCGCCGCUCCGCCCGCCUUCUCCUGA
Molecule: messenger RNA, 670 nt
Organism: Salarias fasciatus (jewelled blenny)
Lineage: Eukaryota; Metazoa; Chordata; Actinopteri; Blenniiformes; Blenniidae
Product: interleukin-17D-like
Exons: 2
Coding region: 5-670 (221 amino acids)
Biological process (GO): inflammatory response
Cellular component (GO): extracellular region
Molecular function (GO): cytokine activity
Source: RefSeq, a predicted model, not a curated record